AUGCAUUUUAUUUCCAACGAGGGCUCCUCUCUCUCUCUUUGCGAUUUCAUCGAUGACCCAACUAGGCUUGAAAUAUGCUUCUCUGAAGAGACGGAGAGACUCGGAUGCUCUCGACAAGUGCCUUUAAUAGACGACCCUCAAGUCUCGCUUCUUAAGGACUUAGCCUUAUUUAUUUCAAAUUUAAAAUACGCGGAAAGACUUGGUUUCGUCACGAAUCGGCACCAACUGACAAUCCUUAAUGCAAGUCGAGAGUUUGCUGCAACUUAUGCUUGCAUGGCUACUAACGGACUGCAGGCAAAUGCCACUCGAGAAAUACGUCUGGAUCUCACUUGUGAGUUACGUGUACAUCUAAUUUCAGAAUAUGCCAUAUCAUUCCCGGUCGAGAUAAAAAUGGCUAAUCGUCGCAUCGGCCAAUACAUCGGCGGUGUCACUAUGGUGCAGGCGUUCGUAUUCGGCUACCCUUUGGAGCGGAUCUACUGGGAAUUUAAUAACCAGAUGGUGAACAGUGCCUAUGGACCCUGUAUUUUGAUGACGCUCAGUUCGAAAUACUGCGUGGAAAGUUGGUUCUUGUAA
This is a messenger RNA of Protopolystoma xenopodis, 573 nucleotides long. The record is from the annotation of a GenBank genome assembly. NCBI's taxonomy places the organism in Eukaryota, Metazoa, Platyhelminthes, Monogenea, Polystomatidea, Polystomatidae.